Molecule: messenger RNA, 1004 nt
Organism: Paramecium octaurelia
Lineage: Eukaryota; Ciliophora; Oligohymenophorea; Peniculida; Parameciidae
Source: the annotation of a GenBank genome assembly
AAAUGGAAGAGCAUUAUGAAAAAUUGAAUAUUCUAGGCAAAGGGUCUUUUGGAGUUGUUUAUAAGGUGAUGAGGAAAAGCGAUUAAAAAAUACUUGCUUGUAAAGAAUUACAUUAUGGAAUCAUGACUGAGAAGGAAAAGAAUUAAUUAGUUAAUGAGGUAAAUAUACUAAGAGAAUUAACACAUUCAAACAUUGUUUAAUAUUAUGAAAGGUAUCGAGUUAAUUGAAUACAAUUAGAAUUAUUGAUAAAAAACAAGCUAAAAUUUAUAUCAUCACUGAAUACUGUUCUGGAGGGGAUCUUAGUUAGUUACUUAAGAAAUGUAAAAAGGAUAAAGAUUACAUUGCAGAAGAUGUAAUUUGGAAGAUAUUCACUCAGUUGUCUUUGGCAAUUAAUGAAUGUCAUAAUAGAACUCCUAAAAUUUUGCAUAGAGAUGUUAAGCCUGCUAAUAUAUUCUUAGAUGAAAACAACAAUAUCAAACUCGGAGAUUUCGGGUUAUCAAGAAUUUUAGGUGAAAACUCCCAAUUUUGUAAAACUCAUGUUGGAACACCCUAUUAUAUGUCUCCAGAAUAAAUCACUGAAGCCUAUUAUGACGAAAGCAGCGACAUUUGGUCGUGCGGAUGCUUGCUUUACGAAUUGGCAGCCUUAAAACCACCUUUUGAAGCAACCAAUCAUUUGAGUUUAGCUAUAAAAAUCAAAAGUGGUCAAUUUGAUAGAAUUCCUCUAAGAUUUUCUGAGGAUCUUCAUCAAUUAAUUACUUCUAUGCUUGAUGCCGGUUCUAAUUUAUGUUUAUCAUUUUAGAUCCGUCUAAAAGACCUAGUGUCAUGGAGAUUCUCAAAUUACCUCUAAUUAGUUUGAGGAUCAAGGAGAAGAAGUUAAAAGAGAGACAUGCUCAAAUAAAAUUGAAAGAAGAGGAACUUCGAUAGAAGGAAUAACAGUUGAAGAUGUGGGAGCAAAGCUUGGUUAAAUAACUUAAUUGAGGAGAAAGUCUCAAUUUAUGAUAGUG